UCUUCCUGUCCCCACCCACCGUUAGCGAGAAAGACACAAGACAGUAAAAUCAGAUGGUAUCCGCUGUGUUCACACCUAAAAAUACAAGCCUUGUUCAUUUUUAUCCCUCUGACCUAGACUAAGGGUUGGUCUUUCCAUCAGUCACACUGUGAAAUCGGCCUGAUCCUGGAAAUGAGGUGAUUAAUCGCCGCGCAGAUUGUGAAAGUGCAGUGUGCAAUCAUGAGUAAGAAGUUGAGCAAGAAGCAAACUCCAAGCAAUGAGGAGCAGCCAACAUGUUCCUCGACUACUGGAACCACGAAUAGCAGGAAUCAGCCUCGCUUCCUGUCCAGACACACCCUCCAGAGGCUACUAUACCGAUCCCUUCCUGGUAGAACGCGUAGCAACAAUCACAGAUCGGCUCCUCGAAAAAGCCAAGCUAAAGAGACUGCGACCAAAUCCACAUCCACAACCGAAGUGCAGAGUGUUGAAGUAGAUGCCCAAUCCCAAUCCAGCUCACCAUUGUCUCAGCACAAGCAGUUGCCAAUGUCACCCUUGCCUUCGCCUGCUUCAACGCCUUCAUCUUCGUCAGAACUCCACCCGCUACCCCAGGAGAAAUUGGUGAAGAGUAAACAGAACCUGGAAUGUCCACUGUGUCUGUCCGAACUACCCGAGCCAUGUUUUCCAUCACUUUCAACUUGCGAGCAUAGGUCGUGCUACGACUGCUUACAGCAGUACUUGAAAGUGGAGAUAUCUGAGUCUCGCACAUCUAUAGCCUGUCCAGAAUGCUCUGAGCGUCUACACCCGAAUGAUGUGAGGAUGAUUCUGAAUGACUCAAACAUCUACACCAAGUACGAGGACUUCAUGGUGCGCCGCGUGCUGGCGACCGAUCCUGACACUCGAUGGUGUCCACAACCUGACUGCAGUUUUGCUGUCAUCGCCAGUGGAUGUGCCAGCUGUCCUAAAAUAAAAUGCCAACGACCUGGCUGCCCUGGCGUGUUUUGUUACCACUGCAAGGCAGACUGGCACCCAAAUCAGACUUGCGACGCCGCCAGGACCCAAAGGAAACCAACAGUCGUUGGCGCAGAUCCAACCACCUCAGGAGGCAUUUCUUCGUCAUUUCAGCCAUCAUCGUCGCCUUCAAUCUUUGGACUUUCAACCUCAAGUGCGAUAAAAUUAAAUACAAUUAUUUUUCCAUUUUUACACCAUCAUGUUGCAGGAGAUUCUGAUAUAAAACCAUGCCCAAGAUGCUCUGUGCUGAUCGUCAAAAUGGAUGAUGGCUCUUGCAAUCACAUGACUUGCGCUGUGUGUGGAGCUGAGUUCUGCUGGCUCUGCAUGAAGGAGAUCAGCGAUCUCCAUUACUUGAGUCCAUCUGGAUGCACAUUUUGGGGAAAGAAACCAUGGUCACGGAAGAAGAAGAUCCUAUGGCAACUGGGAAUGUUAGUUGGAGCGCCGGUUGGAAUUGGCCUGGUAGCUGGGAUUGCCUUACCCGCAAUGACCAUUGGGAUUCCUGUGUGGGUCGGUCGAAAGCUCUAUGGCAGAUACAGAUACAUGAGCAAGCACAAGCGCAAUUUGCUAAUCACCAGUGGCGUCAUUUCCUCAAUUUUAGUGUCUCCCUUUGUCGCUCUCACAGUAGUUAGUAUUGGAGUGCCUAUCCUCCUUUUCUAUAUUUACGGCGUGGUGCCUGUGUCCCUGUGCCGUUCUGGAGGCUGUGAUGUGUCAACAAGUGGAUCUGGAUUUCACUUUGACUUUGAUGACUACAGUGACGCUGAUGAGGAUGAAGAUGGAGAAGACGGAAGUGAAAGAAAGGGAAGUGGAUCAGAGGGAAAGCGCAGACACCACAUGGUCACCACGGAGCUUGGUGCCAGGCUUGGCUACAGAGGAGGAAAUAUUGCAGAUGCAGUUCCAAUGGAUGCUUCAAGUCAUAAAGGAACAAACCCAUCUAUUGGGGAGGCAUCUCUAUCCAUGGACUCUGGAAGCCAUGUUGUUGAGCAUGACGAUGAUGAUGAUGUAGAGAAAGCAACUAACAAAUUAGAAACAAGGAACAAGAAGGGUCGCAGCAUAGAGAUCCAAGCUGACGUUCAAGCUCACAGACAUAGUCUGUGCAGCGAGGACACCGUUGAUUCAGAAAAGUCUGGCAACACUCUGGACGACGGCGCUGCGUCUACAAGGGCACUCGCGGGCUCAGUUUUGAGCUACAAGGUUUACUCUGAAACUGGCAGCAAAUCGGCCCCUGUCACUGACGCGAGCGUCGAAGUGCACCUAAACCAACCAAGCAGCAGUAGAAGUAGUACCCCGCAGCACAGAGAGAAGAAGGUGUUGCUUGAUGAGGCUAGGUCAAGAAAGUCUCAAGAGGAGUCUGAUAUUAGCCUUGAACACGUGAGGUUUGAUGAUAACGUUAGCGUUUACAAUGAGAUAAGCAGCGAGAAGGUGGUGUCUGUGUCACGCUCUCCAUCAAUGAAGGAUGGCAAGAAGUCUCCUUCGGGCAGCCAGAGGAGUUCAACUUCUGUUGGUAGAGCCAUCAGACAUCUGCUGAUGAGCUCGAGGAAGGAAAAGGUUGAUCCUGAACAACUUGCGUAGAUGUUAUUAAGAUGCCAAACGAGGUGAUAUUGUCAAGACUUGAAACCCUUGUCCUCUUGAAGUAACAUCAACUGAAAGGCAAAAUUUGACGAAUAUGAAUUUCAAAUCAACACAAUAUCCAUGUCAUUUAUGUAAUGUUCAAAGUGAUAAGCUCAAUAUCUCAAAUUAUAAUUAGUGCUGGUUUACAAUGAGGAGCAACAAAGAUGGCAAUGUCUGUUACACUAAUGUUAAAAUUCAAAAAGGAUAUCAUGUUUAUUUUAGAUGUUGAAAAUCUGAUUCUCAUAGUGUCGAUUGAACACUCCAAGUGAUAAUUAUCGCUCAUACAAGAUCAAAAGUUUAAUGCCUAGUCCAUGAACUCUUUUAAAAAUACAGCAAGCUAGAUUCACAACUCGGUUCAGGGUUCAAUGGUCUUCUUGCUCUGUUUUCGCUUCCGUGGCUUCAAUAACUAAUUAAUUAUUCAAUCAGGAUUUUUGUAAAUAAGCAAAGAGCUUAAAAAUUAUUACUAAGAUGCGAAAAUGCAACUCGAGCAUUUUAUGUUAAAUGUAUAAUAUAGGUUGGAAAUAGAUCAACCAAAAUUAAAUUUUGAUUUGUUCCUGUAGCACAAUUUUUUAAUGCAUAAGCAGCUCUUGGAGAGUAACAUAUAUAGAGCAAAAUGAAUGUGAUUAUAGAUAUUAUCCACCUUCAUUCUUAGUAUUGGAUAAAAAAAACUCUUGGAACGUUUCAAGUUUGGUUGAAUUUUUUUUUAUAAAUAUGUAAUUGUAUUUUUGUUAAGCUUCAAAUAUAUAACAUCUGAAACGGCAAUGAAAUAAA
Messenger RNA from Cloeon dipterum, 3366 nucleotides. Its product is annotated as E3 ubiquitin-protein ligase RNF19B-like. Gene Ontology annotation, cellular component: ubiquitin ligase complex; cytoplasm. The transcript is spliced from 12 exons. Lineage: Eukaryota; Metazoa; Arthropoda; Insecta; Ephemeroptera; Baetidae. Gene Ontology annotation, molecular function: ubiquitin protein ligase activity; zinc ion binding; ubiquitin conjugating enzyme binding. Bases 220 to 2556 code for a protein of 778 amino acids. The record is from RefSeq and is a predicted model, not a curated record. Gene Ontology annotation, biological process: positive regulation of proteasomal ubiquitin-dependent protein catabolic process; protein polyubiquitination; ubiquitin-dependent protein catabolic process.